CAAGAAUUCUGGAAGCAUCAGCAUCAGCAGCAACAGCAACAAGCUCUCUUCUUCUUCUUCAGGUUGUUCUAUUGUCUGGAAGGCUGUGUCUGUGAAAGUCCCCACUGAGAUUGAGGGUCUCAACGUUGCUGAGGAUGUUUCUCAGUCUGGGAAAAAGAAAGCCACAUGAGGGAAAGCUUUGACUUGCCAAAGAGCUUCCCAAGGAAAGUUCGCAUUGCCUCUUUUGCUCAAAGCUUUAUAAUUACUGUUUACUUUAAAGCCUUGACUUUUGAAAGGCAUCCAGAUAAUUCCAUCCUCUUCUAACCUUUGUAGCAUAUAAAUCAUCCAAGAAGGAUUCUAUGGACUCUAAUCUUAUACCACCCAAAUAGAGGCUCCCUCAGGGCCUAUGUGAGGAUCUGGAAAGCAUGACAAGGAACUUUUGGUGGGGCCAAAAGCAACAUGAAUCAAAGAUGGCUUGGGUUGGUUAGAAAUAAAUGUGCUAUCCUAAGUCCAAAGGUGGUCUGGGCUUUAGAGACUUGAAAGCCUUUAAUCUGGCUAUGCUAGCAAAACAAGCCUGGAGAAUCCUUACAAAUCCUACUUCCCUCAUUGCCCGGGUCCUCAAAGCACGUUACUUUCCUUCUGGUGACAUCCUCAGUGCAACACUUGGCUCUAAUCCUUCCUACUCCUGGCGAAGCAUAUUUAAUAAUGUGGAAGUCAUUCGUAGGGGAACCAAAUGGAGAGUGGGCAAUGGCAAACAAAUUCACAUAUGGGAUAACAAAUGGCUCCCCACCCCCACCACUCAUAAAGUCAUCACCCCCCCUAAUAACCUUCUACCCUUACCCAUGGUCUCUUCCCUCAUUGAUCUGGCCAUUAAAUGGUGGAGAGCUGAUGUCAUUCGUGCUAUCUUCCUCCCAUUUGAAGCGGACACAAUCCUAAGGAUUCCUAUUAGUCGACGUUUGCCCGAGGACAAGCUAAUUUGGAUGGGAAACUCUCGGGGUGAGUUUACUGUGAAGAGUGCUUACCACAUUGCCUUCAGUAUGUUCGAAGGAAAAGAUGAUGUUGGUAGCUCCAAGGGAGACCCGCUUAAACCCCUUUGGAAGAGAUUGUGGCACCUUAACCUUCCUGCAAAGAUUAAGAUCUUUGCUUGGAGGGCCUGCAUUAAUGGGCUGCCAUCAAGGGAAAAAUUGUGUGCCAGAGGUAUUAACACAGACAAAGACUGCCCAAUAUGUAACAAGGUGAUGGAAUCCGUUCACCAUGCUUUGCUUCACUGCGAUUUUGCUAUCCGGGUGUGGAGCUUUUGGGCUGAUGGUGUGCAAUGGCUCCAAAGAAACAAUUGGACCUUUCUGGAUUCAGCUAUGUACUUUCUUGCACAUAAGUCCUCUCAAGUUUUAGAAUCUUUCUUCACUAUUGCUUGGGCAAUUUGGUACAAUAGAAAUAGAACCAUCCACGAAGGCAAAUGCUCUCACCCCUCGCAGGUUUGGCAGACGGCUAGGAAUUCCAUAGAAGACUUCACUAAUGCAGCUUAUACAGACCUUCCCUCCUCAAGACCGACUCUUUCUAGCUGUUGGUCGCCUCCUCCUCCUGGUGUAUUCAAAAUAAACGUGGAUGGGGCCUCAUUAGAGCUUGAAGGAACUUCUAGCAUUGGAGUCAUCAUUAGAGAUUGCAAGGGUGAUACAGUUGCUGCCCUCUGCAAACCCCUCCAGUCCCAUUACCCGGCGGAAUUAGCGGAAAUCAUUGCCUUGGAGCAAGGUAACUUGCUUGCUCAAGAGAUGCAUCUUCCUUGUGUGUUGUGUGAAAGUGAUGCCUCUAAUGUGAUUAAUGCAAUCAAUGACACUGCUACUGGGACUCCGUAUGAACACAUUAUACAGGAUAUUAUCCAAGCUCAAGCCUCCUUUGCUUUCUGCACUUUCAGAUUUCUAAGCUGGGCCUUCAACCAUGCAGCCGAUGAACUAGCUCAGUUUGCUCAUAGGACCGGCUCUCACCAGGUGUGGUAUGGGGUUACCCCUUCUUUUUUAGAAUCCAUUGUACAAGCAGACCUUCUGAUCUAAGACCGGCUCUGCAGGUUUCUUUUUGGCCUUCUUGGUCUUCUCUGUAUUCUUCUUCUCUGUUGCAAUGAAAUCAUACUUUUUCAAAAAAAAAAAAAAAAGUCAAAAAUGACAAUUUGAUAAUUCCACUUAUAUAACCUUAACAUGAGAAAAAAAUAAAACAAACUGGGUUCUUGUUAGAACAAAAUAUGUCAAUCCAGGUACGUCACGUGCCGUUGUGUGUAUGGGUCUUAAUUUAUUUUUUUGAGAAGAUUUGUCAUAUGUGUGUAUGAGUCUUUAUGUGUUUAUAUGUAUAAAGUUCGUAUAUUAUAUACUUUUUGUUUUUUUGGCCA
Molecule: messenger RNA, 2356 nt
Organism: Quercus robur (English oak)
Lineage: Eukaryota; Viridiplantae; Streptophyta; Magnoliopsida; Fagales; Fagaceae
Product: cysteine synthase, chloroplastic/chromoplastic
Exons: 3
Coding region: 474-2027 (517 amino acids)
Biological process (GO): pollen tube growth; double fertilization forming a zygote and endosperm
Cellular component (GO): cytoplasm
Molecular function (GO): nucleic acid binding; cysteine synthase activity; RNA-DNA hybrid ribonuclease activity
Source: RefSeq, a predicted model, not a curated record